This is a messenger RNA of Ambispora leptoticha, 617 nucleotides long. NCBI's taxonomy places the organism in Eukaryota, Fungi, Glomeromycota, Glomeromycetes, Archaeosporales, Ambisporaceae. The record is from the annotation of a GenBank genome assembly.
CUUAAAUGGUAACGCCAAUGGAAACAACAAUGCUGGAUCGUUAAACGGUAAUGUCAAUGGAAAUAACAAUUGGGGUAGUGCGAAUGGUAAUCUCAGUGGUAAUGACAAUUUGAAGCGAGAGCCCUUUCAACAACAUUGGAGGCGUGACUUCAAUGGUAACGGCAACGGAAACGGAAACAUAGGUAGUGGUAAUGGAAAUCUCAAUGGAAACGACAACGUUGGAUCUUUCAAUGGUAACGCCAAUGGAAAUAACAACGUGGGUAACCUAAAUGGUAACGCCAAUGGAAACGCUAAUGUUGGAUCUUUCAACGGUAAUAAAAAUGGAGAUUUUAAUUGGGGUAGCGCGAAUGGUAACCUCAGCGGUAAUAAUAAUGUUAAGCGACUUGAAUAUAAACGAGGAUCUGGUAAUGGUAACGCCAACGGUAACGGAAACAUUGGCAGUGGUAAUGGAAAUCUCAACGGCAAUAACAACGCUGGUAACCUCAAUGGUAAUGCCAAUGGAAAUAACAACUGGGGUAACCUAAAUGGUAACGCCAAUGGAAACAACAAUGUUGGAUCGUUAAACGGUAAUGUCAAUGGAAAUAACAAUUGGGGUAGCGCGAAUGGUAACCUCAGCG